AUGGUCAAGUAUAAUCAUGGAUUUCCAAUUGCAUAUGCCCUUAUGGAAAAUAAAUCCGAAUUGGCCUAUGUAUCGGUUUUAGGAGAAAUACGAAGAAUCCUUCCGGAAUUGGAAAUUACGUCAGCAAUGUCUGAUUUUGAAGUAGCAUUGCAAAAUUCAGUGUUGUACCAUUUUCCAAAUUCCCAAGUUCGAAGAUGCUACUUUCAUUUCGUGAAGGCUAUUUACCUUAAAGGAAUGAAACUUGGUUUAAGAAGAUAUUUCAUGCAGAAUGACGAAGGAAAGCACACACUGCGUCAGAUAAUGGCUCUAGCUCUUCUGCCAUAUGAAGAAAUUAAUCCAACAUAUAAUGAAUUAAAAAAUUCGAAAAGCGCCGCAUGUCGACGUAGACUAAGGGAAUUCUUUAAUUACUUCGAAAGACAAUGGCUUAGAAGAGUUAGACCAGAAGGAUUUAGCGUGUACGGUUUUCAAGAUCGAACAAAUAACGUCCUUGAAUCGUACCAUAAAACAUUGUUGACAGUUUUCGGUAAAAAACCUAGCAUUUGGAAUUUUACAAAAAAACUAGGAGAAUUCCAACAGGGAUUAUUGUUAGACUUUGCGUCUUUGUCGAAAGGCAAUAGGGUUACUAGACCGCAAAAGAAAAUAAUCCUUAUGAGGAACGAAUAUAUAAUUCAUCAAUGGCGAAAUCUGCAACAGGACAACAGACCAACUGCACUAGAAUUCCUCGAGAAUAUAAUCAAUUUUAAUACAGAUCCAUUCAAUGAAUAUGUGGCAAUAUUCGAAUUAUAAAAACCAGGGUGGCCAUUUUUUUCAUAAAAAAAAUUCACAAUUUUUUCCCGGCUAUAUUUUGGCUAGUUUUUUAAGGGCUUUUUAUAAGCGGUUUAAACAAUUUUAUAAAUAGUAUAUUUACUAUAUUUGUGAGUGUCAUUAUUGUCUAUAAAAAUCCGACCGAAUCUAUUAUCAGCUUACA
Messenger RNA from Leptopilina heterotoma, 967 nucleotides. RefSeq lists its product as uncharacterized. The record is from RefSeq and is a predicted model, not a curated record. The coding region runs from base 1 to 786 and encodes 261 amino acids. NCBI's taxonomy places the organism in Eukaryota, Metazoa, Arthropoda, Insecta, Hymenoptera, Figitidae. The transcript has 4 exons.